AUGCCUUUCACAUCUAGUUCCUCGUGUUACAUCCUUCAAACGCCAUUCGAUAGCGAGUCUCUGACUGUGUCAGAUGACCACGUGCCGCUCCCUGGCGACUCCGAUUUCGUUCCGUUGUCCCAAGAAGACAUAGCCAAGUUGUUCGCGGCUCACCAAAGCGAUGAGACGUCUCCCGAAGUGCGCGCUCAGUUGGAUGCAUUGUUCAAACACAGCGAUGAAUCAAUGCGUGGUAUGAUUAACGAAAACGCGCUGGCAGGCCCAGUCGAUGCUUACGAUGAUGGAUCAAACUACGAUGAAUUACCAGUGGCGCCACAAGGGACUUGGGACGAUUCACACUUUGUUCAAAAUCCUCAGGGGUUGUUUCCGACAUUGGAGAAUUUCACCGCCCCGGUGGCUGAUCUCCCUCAGUUGUCCCACAUCGAUCAGGGGCUCUACUACCCUCUGCAGACUAUCCCUCAAGCGCCCCUGCAAGGCAAUGAAUUUCCCCAGCAUGAAUAUAACCCUGGCUACUUCAUGAACGGGCCUCCAAGCGCGUAUUAUCUGCAGCCCUCUGUCGCACAUCAAGGCCCCGUAUUAUCCCAGCAUGGAUAUAAUCCUGAAUAUCAUGCCAAUGGACCUCCUGGUGCGUAUUAUUUGCAGCCACCCCCAGUCGCCCCAGCACCGCCGCAAGGCUACGCAUGGCCCCAGCCUGAAUAUAAUCCCGGAUAUCAUGUCAAUGGACCCCCUGGUGCGUAUCAUUCGCAGCCCUCUGCGGUCGUUCCAGCACCGCCCCAGUAUGGAUAUCAUCCCGCUCCCUCCUACCCUUACCAGCAACCUCAUGACAUCCCGGGUCCGUCCAACGCGUAUCACCCAACUGCGGCAUUCCCCCAAGGUCAAUAUGGUCUCUUGCAGACGGCAUCUAGUGGGGGCUCAAGCAUGGAGCCAACUUCUUCUGCUCUCGACGGGACGGCAUCUACUAGGCCUCGCAAGCGUAAAACCCGCCAGACCUCUAAAUCUGAGGAUGGCUUGAAUUCGUCUGUUGGACCAACAACGCGCAAGCGCAGACGCCCGAAUGCCACCGAUGACAGCAGACCAGGCAAGUUUGGUCCGUACAUGCUAGCGGACGCCAGCGCCACGGUCAUGGCCAUGCCUUUUCACGACCCAAAGCCUGUCGACAUCAGCAGCCGCAGGACCCAUGAUCCUAACGGAAAUCUCCUUCGAACGAGGAGAUUUGGGGCGAUGGAACUGGAUGAUCAUUACCCCAAUGGAUCGGGCAACGUUACGAAGGACUCCUCACCAGAAUUGAUCUGCGUACGCUCAUGCGAUUGGACCGACCAGCCGUGCGGUCUUUUCGUAGAGGUGAACAAGACCCGGAUCGAAGACCACCUGUGGCUUUGGCAUGGCGUUGAAGCCAAGAAAGAAACUCCCUGCAAAUUCGAAGAUUGCUCGGACCCACAGGCGAUGCAAAAAUUGGGCCGUCACAUCGAUGGGGUCCACUUCGCUACAUCCUACCGAUGCCCCUAUUGCCAGAAGCUGUCGUCGAGGACCGAUGCUGCGGCUCGGCAUCUGAAGACGUGCAAAUCAUUGCUUAAUAGCAGAGCCCACGCUGAGCAUUGGAAGUACGCAUUUUGUCCUCAAGCGAUGAUCAAGUCGGUUUCUGGGUAUAUCGUUCCUGCGAAGAACACGACCUAG
This is a messenger RNA of Suillus discolor, 1671 nucleotides long. RefSeq lists its product as uncharacterized. The record is from RefSeq and is a predicted model, not a curated record. Lineage: Eukaryota; Fungi; Basidiomycota; Agaricomycetes; Boletales; Suillaceae. The coding region runs from base 1 to 1671 and encodes 556 amino acids. The transcript is spliced from 5 exons.